Molecule: messenger RNA, 1055 nt
Organism: Prosopis cineraria
Lineage: Eukaryota; Viridiplantae; Streptophyta; Magnoliopsida; Fabales; Fabaceae
Product: salicylic acid-binding protein 2-like
Exons: 3
Coding region: 32-835 (267 amino acids)
Biological process (GO): salicylic acid metabolic process; jasmonic acid metabolic process
Molecular function (GO): methyl salicylate esterase activity; methyl jasmonate esterase activity; methyl indole-3-acetate esterase activity
Source: RefSeq, a predicted model, not a curated record
AAUCAGAUCUGACACGCUUCUUCUUUGCUACAUGUCUCCUCUAUCCAGGGAGAACACGGAUCCGGAAAACAUGGAGAACAAGCACUAUGUUCUGGUGCAUGGUGCUUGCCAUGGAGCAUGGAGCUGGUACAAGCUCAAACCUCGUCUCGAAUCCGUCGGCCACCGUGUCUCCGUGCUGGACCUGGCGGCUUCCGGCAUCUACCCCUGCAAAAUCGAAGAUCUCGCAACCAUGUCUGAAUACUCUGCGCCCUUAUUGAAGCUGUUGGCCUCCCUCCAUCCCCAUGAAAAGGUGGUUCUUGUGGGUCACAGCUUAGCAGGCUUGAACUUGGCUGUCGCCAUUGACCGAUUCCCUGACAAGGUCUCGCUCGCCGUUUUCUUGGCUGCUUUUAUGCCCGAUACCAUUCACAAGCCAUCCUAUGUCCUGGAACAGUACAUUGAGAAGAUGCCAGCCCAGGGAUGGAUGGACACACAGUUCCGUGAAUGUGGAAGCAUAACGACCAUGUUUUUUGGACCCCAGUUCUUGUCCUCCAAGCUCUAUCAACUCUCUCCUAUGGAGGAUCUUGAAUUGGCGAAGGUGCUGAUUAGGCCAGGAUCCCUGUUCGUUGAAGACUUGUCUAGAGCGAAGAAUUUCUCUAAAGAGGGAUACGGCUCGGUUCCGCGUGCUUACAUUGUUUGCAAUGAGGACGAGGCAAUUCCGACGAAAUUUCAGCGAUGGAUGAUCCAGAACUUUGGGGUUGAUGAGACUGUGGAAAUCAAAGACGCGGAUCAUAUGGCCAUGCUUUCCAAGCCUCAAGAACUGUGCAGUGCUCUCCUGGCGAUAGCUUCUAAGUUCUAGGCAUGAUUGGAUUUAUUCAUGUCGUUGCGAUGCAUUUAUGUGGUCCCUCUUUUAAAAGGUUCUCAGUGGAGACAACAAGAGGUAAAUGAAGUGGGGGCUUCUGCGAACUUCUUAGUUUUAGCUACCCCAUAGGAGAGUGUCUCUGACUCUGACUCUGCUUAAUUUUCUUUUCUCUGACUUCUAAGGAGGAAAGAUUUGAAUUUACAAACUAUACCCAACA